AUGCCUCCGCCAUUACUUUCAUGCGCGCCACGGACAUGUGAUUUAGACCAUGAACACCUUGUCCUUGAAUGGUUGUUCGACCAUGCGUCAAAGCGUCCGGAUGCCGUAGCCCACGAAAUCUAUGCUUCCAUGGAUAAACCCCCGUUCCUGCUGACCUACGGCGAGUAUAACCGGCAGAGCAACAUUCUCGCCCGCUGGUUAAUCGCGAACGGUAUCCAUCUGGAGGACAAGGUAGCUCUAUGUAGCCCGAGAACGCACAAUUUCUAUGUCAUCAUGGCUGCUAUUUUGAAAGCUGGGGGUUGUUACGUUUCGAUCGACCCAGAGUUACCAAUCGAGCGAAAGCGUUUCAUUGUAGAAGACAGUGGUGCGCGUCGAGUCUUUUCUGCUCCUGAAGAUACGUCCAUCUUUGGCGACGCGGCAGUCCCUAUAACAACGGCUUUCAUGGAUCAGCUGGAAUCCGACUUCAACGAUAGCAAUAUUUGUCUUGCGACACUCUCUUCUCUGGCCUAUCUUCUCUAUACAUCUGGUACUACUGGAAACCCUAAGGGUUGCCUUUUAACUCACCGAGGACUGUAUUGGGCCAUGGAUGCCUUCUGCGCUCUACCGAAACUCGUCACGAAUCCUGAUACCGACAAACGUUUGGCUUUAGCAUCCACCGCAUUCGACGUCCACAUCUCCGAAAUUGUGCAAAGUUGGUGCCUCGGCACGCGGUUGGUCAGCGCGCCACGUUUUGAGCUUUUAACCCAGUUGCGUCGGCACAUCAUCUCAAUUGGUGUGACGCACAUCGGUAUGGUGCCAAGCAUGAUCGAAGCCUUGCUGGAGAGUCCGGACGGGUUACCCAUAAAGUAUCUCGUUUCAGGGGGCGAGAAAAUCACAGAUUCGCUACUGAAGAAAUGGUCUGCGAGACCUGAUUUGGUUCUUGCUAACUUUUAUGGUCCGACAGAAGUCACGAUUGGCUGCACUUCAAGGCAGAUAGGCAUGAAUGAUCGCAAAGAAAACAUCGGAAGAGCUUUUCCCUCAUGCUCCGCGUAUGUCGUUGAUCGUGAUCUGAAUGUGGUACCGUUGGGAUGUCCAGGAGAGCUGGUCAUAAGCGGGCCUCUCGUUGCGCGCGGUUAUCACAACCUCCCUGACGUAACAUCGAAGGUGUUUAUUGAUUAUCCUAGUCCGGGAUGUAAGGCGUACCGUACGGGUGAUCUAGUUCGCAUGAUGCCGGAUCACUCCAUCGAAAUCAUGGGUCGUAUCGAUAGCCAAGUUAAAUACCGUGGGGUACGCAUCGAAACGGAAGGGAUAUCUUCCAUACUCCAGGCUGCCGGCGAUGACAAGCUCGCCGUUUCGACUUUCAUCACGACCCAUCCUGCAGUGGGCGCACAGGAGCUCCUCGUCAGCUUCUUCGCCUUGGGUAAUGAUGUCUCUGUUGUCGACCGUCGUUCCUCUAUUCCUUCGUUGGUUCAGACAGAAGAAGCGAAGACGCUGGUACAAACCCUGAAAGCGGCCGUUCAGGUACAGCUUCCGGCUUAUAUGCGACCAGCGUAUAUUCUUCCUGUUGAGUUCAUACCACUGAGCUUGAAUGGGAAGACGGAUACCAAGGUUCUGGAGCGUAUUUUGCGCAGCUUGGAUAUGCAGGCGUUGUUGGGGAAUUAG
Messenger RNA from Guyanagaster necrorhizus, 1641 nucleotides. RefSeq names its product acetyl-CoA synthetase-like protein. Gene Ontology annotation, biological process: amino acid activation for nonribosomal peptide biosynthetic process; secondary metabolite biosynthetic process. Gene Ontology annotation, cellular component: cytoplasm. The coding region runs from base 1 to 1641 and encodes 546 amino acids. Gene Ontology annotation, molecular function: phosphopantetheine binding. The record is from RefSeq and is a predicted model, not a curated record. The transcript has 8 exons. NCBI's taxonomy places the organism in Eukaryota, Fungi, Basidiomycota, Agaricomycetes, Agaricales, Physalacriaceae.